AGGAAUAAGAGAAGGAUAAUGCGCAUCUUCACGCUGCCCCCAGCUGCUGAGACACCGCCCGAGCCCAAUUUCUACGACAGCAUGAAGAAAAUCCGCCUGCGGCAGCAGCUGGAGAUGUACUCCAUCGCAAGGAAGUAUGAACAGCAGCAGCAGCAGCCACCCAAACACACAGAAAGUGUACAGCUAUCAGUGGAAUGA
Eurypyga helias (sunbittern) is the source of this 198-nucleotide messenger RNA. It is a transcript of the gene SMIM19, whose product is annotated as small integral membrane protein 19. NCBI's taxonomy places the organism in Eukaryota, Metazoa, Chordata, Aves, Eurypygiformes, Eurypygidae. The record is from RefSeq and is a predicted model, not a curated record. The annotation marks the transcript as partial. The transcript is spliced from 2 exons.